This is a messenger RNA of Myotis myotis, 3001 nucleotides long. Its product is annotated as doublecortin domain-containing protein 1-like. The record is from RefSeq and is a predicted model, not a curated record. The coding region runs from base 1 to 2826 and encodes 941 amino acids. Gene Ontology annotation, biological process: regulation of mitotic cytokinesis; intracellular signal transduction. Gene Ontology annotation, molecular function: microtubule binding. The transcript is spliced from 20 exons. Lineage: Eukaryota; Metazoa; Chordata; Mammalia; Chiroptera; Vespertilionidae.
AUGUGGCCAGUCCUUCCCAGCGGCCAACUUAACGAGGAGUUUGAUUGGCCAAUAGAAGGACUGCUUAUUCCAAACAGUCCUUCCAUGAAGAAACCCAUCUGUAAGUCACCGGAGCAGGAUGUGCCCGUAAGACUCAGAGUUCUGCGGAAUGGAGACAAGAACAAAAACAGAGCCCUUGUUAUAAUGAGUCCAGACAUAUCACCUGGGCGGAAAAUGCAAAAUGUUGACACUGAAAUGAAAAAGAAUGUGAAAAAGUAUGUCACUAAAUAUUCUAAAACCAAAACAAAGCAGACUGAAUAUCAUCAACUUUUGGAGAGGUGUACUGAAGUUCUACAUUUACCUUCUGCAGCUCGGAGGUUGUUCAAUGAAAAGGGAAAGGAAAUCUUUUCUGUAAAAGACCUUCAAAGAGACGAACUGGUAUACGUUUCAUGUGGGGAACAUUGGAUCAGUCCUGACCUAUCCAUUGCUCAUCAAAAGAAGCAACUCUUCCUGAGGAAUUUAGCAUCGGACAUUUCUAAAAUUCAAGCCUUCUGCCAUACACGUAAGACAGAGGCUCUUGUUUUAGAAGUCCAAGGUGACAUUGUGUCUGGAGCCAAGCUUGCUGUGUGUAAGCCCGUAGCAACUUCUGGAGAAGAGAAGCAAAUUAUAGAGCCAGAGGAAGAGCACAUGCAAAAAAAUGCUUUAACAACGGAAAGUGCUCUCAGUAAAACUCUAGAUUCACAUGCAAAAGCCCAUCUCCGAAUGAAGGCUCGUCACACGCCUCUCAAGUAUGCCUGGCAGGAACCUUCUCAUAUCUCUGAUGAGAGCGACAGUUUUCCAAAGAAGAUGCAGGAAGAUCUCUUAGAAAAUGUGGAACCACAGAGAAAAUACAGCCAUUCUCCAAAGCGGAGUAAAUUGCAGAAGCUCUGCCACCAGCAGUUUGAAUACAGAGAUGGGCAAAUCAUAAGUCAUGCGGCUCCUCAGCUAGUCCUGGGGGUGCGAGGUCCAGACCUGCAUUCAGGCAUGGAGGUGGUUUUGGUGGAGAAAAAAGCCAAUGAUGGUCAUCAGCGCUGGAUGCACAAGGAAGGCAGCAGGACCUUUCACCUGGUGAGGAACCCAGAGCUUGUGCUGGCUGUGUCUAUGACCAAGACGGGGAAUGAAGUCUGCAGCUAUCCAGUUAUUGUUCAGAAAUAUAAGCCCUAUAACAAUGGGACUUCCAAUCAAAAGUGGAAUUACAUUGAAAAUAAGAAAACUUUUAUGGCCUUCCAUAGCACUGCAUUGGAUAAGGAAAUCACAGCCGCAAAUUAUGCUGGAAUUUGUACAUCCUCUGUAGUUAAAGAAGAAAACAUUGAUCAACCAGGAUACUAUUCUCUCACACCUUCUGGAAAGAAAAAAAUGACACUGUGCCUGGCCUGUGGACGAUCCCUGAGAGGAGAGAAAGGACUGAAGCAGCUGCCUGCAGGGCUGCCAUUCGUCUGUGCCUCAGGCUCCGAGACCCAGAGGCCCUUCUCACGAGGGCCUUUCAAGACCAUCCGUGUGGCCGAGGUUGACUUAUCUUCUUAUGAGGCUGAAAAAACUCUAAGUCAUUAUGAAGAACAUCUAUUAUCUUUACGGAUGAAGACCUGCACACAAGUUGUAGCUCCUAUUGGUACGGCAGCUGCACUCCAGAAGCCGGUGAAAAUAAUUGCAUACAAAAAUGGAGAUGGAUAUCGAAAUGGGAAGUUAAUUGUGGCUGAAACAUUCCCCAUACUUCUUACAGAAUGCACGGAACAGCUUGGUCUUGCCCGAGCAGCCUCCAAAGUAUAUACUAAAGAUGGAACCACAAUCCUUUCCCUGCGUGAACUGGUUUUAUGGGCUCUAGAUAAAUCAUUUAUCCACAGAGACCCUGAGGAACAAAAGAAAGAGGCAGCCCCCAUUGGAACAAAGGAGACAACUAUUAAACGUAUGGUUGAAAACCCAAGACUGAAAGUGAAAAACAAGUUAUUUCCAACAUCUGUGACAUCCGAUGGUUUGGAUGGUAUAGAUGAGUCUUUGUUCACCCUCCUUCACAGAAGCCCCAUUGCCAUCUGGGUAUCUUGUGGGGAACCAUUUUUCUCUCCCAAUGCUUUGCAGAAAGCAAAAAAAUUAGAAAAACAGAACUGGCAAAAAAAGGACAAAAUUUUGGCUGACUUAGACACCAUGAAACACAAAAUGAGACAGUUAAAAGGGCGGCGAGUAGCAGCAUGUCAGCCAGCCACCAUGGUUCCCAACCAAAGCCCUGUGCAGCCGGUGGUGGUGGAAGGAGGCUGGACCGAACAGACACAAGAGGAAAUUAAACUCAUGGAAUGUAUAAGACAUACAGAGGCACACCUUUCUGAAAUCCAAGAACGGCAAUCUAAGAGAAAUUCUCCAACUGCAACUAAACACACAGCACUCAAGCAGAGCAGCCUGUAUAAGCAACCCAACACAAAACGGGUCUGGGUUUAUCUAAAUGGAUGCAGACCCGACAAUGGCACUUAUGCCUGGGGCAAAAGCAUUUCAGAGCUGCUAGAUGACUGCUCGGCUCGUCUGAAGAUGGCCCGCCCAGCCAGCACCCUGUACACCCCCGGGGGAGAGCUGAUUCUGUCCUGGGACCAAAUAGAGCGAGACAUGGUCAUCUGUGUGUCCACAGGACAUGGCUUUGUAACCCAAAAAGAGUUAAAACAACUGAUGGAGGUCAGAGCCAGUUAUGCCAGAAUCCGAAGGCAGCAGGGCCCUGAAGCCACAGACAUCGUGGUGUCUCCACCCGAGAAGCUGCAGUCUCUGGAAAGAAAACUUUCUUCGCCUAUUUGUAAACAGAAGACUGUGACAGAAAAGCCUAUUAUUUAGAUUGCAGAACACUCUGAAUUUAGGAAAAUCCACUUCUAUAAAAGAAAUCUGUGUCAUUUACUUAAAAUUUAGUCCUAAAAUGUAUCCUUUGAAAUUACUAGCCCAGCAGGUGUGGGUCAGUGGCUGAGCAUUGACCCAUGAACCAGGAGGUCAUGGUUCGAUUCCUGGUCAGGGC